This is a messenger RNA of Microtus oregoni (creeping vole), 704 nucleotides long. It is a transcript of the gene Snapc5, whose product is annotated as small nuclear RNA activating complex polypeptide 5. Gene Ontology annotation, biological process: transcription by RNA polymerase II; transcription initiation at RNA polymerase III promoter. The record is from RefSeq and is a predicted model, not a curated record. The transcript has 4 exons. Bases 249 to 548 code for a protein of 99 amino acids. Gene Ontology annotation, cellular component: nucleus. NCBI's taxonomy places the organism in Eukaryota, Metazoa, Chordata, Mammalia, Rodentia, Cricetidae.
AAUGCUCCGGUGAGAACUGAUUUCUUGAAGCCUGUGAAACGAGUUUACCUAUUUCUACUUUAAGUAAUCAGCAAUGGGAUUGAAUAACUAACUCACUGGCGUUCCAUUACCCUGUGCUUUGAGAGUCGUCGGUACCGGAAUCAGUAAAUUGCUUAAACCGGCGACCCGUGACUGCUUCCAGGAAUCGGAAGUGACGUCAUCACUGGGCGCCCGGCAAAAGACAUUGACCUAACGAGGGGAGAAAGAGGAUGCUAAGCCGGCUGCAGGAACUCCGCAAGGAGGAGGAAACGCUGCUUCGUCUGAAGGCGGCCUUGCACGACCAACUGAACCGCCUCAAGGUUGAAGAAAUGGCCCUCCAAUCCAUGAUAAGUUCUCGCAGAGGGACUGAAACGCUGUCUACUCGGCCUGCGCCUGAACAGUGUGAUAUGUCGGUGCAUGUCGACAAUGAAGCAUCAAUCAAUCAAACCACACUGAAGCUGAGUACAAGGACCCCUAUGGAGGAAGAGGAGGAGGAGGAGGAGGAGGAAGAGGAAGAAUCUGAUUCGUAAGGGGGACAAGAGCUUGGAUGAGGUGCACGUCUGAACAGAGACAAGCAUGGGAGAGGCCUGAAAGCAACAUGGCAUGCCGCUGGGCAGAGGAGUUCCUCUUUGCUGCUUCCCAAAGGCUCAGAUGCUAGCGGCGUGGGUUGGUGUGCUGGGCUGGUU